Molecule: messenger RNA, 2140 nt
Organism: Mauremys mutica (yellowpond turtle)
Lineage: Eukaryota; Metazoa; Chordata; Testudines; Geoemydidae
Product: lysozyme C-like
Biological process (GO): defense response to Gram-negative bacterium; defense response to Gram-positive bacterium
Molecular function (GO): lysozyme activity
Source: RefSeq, a predicted model, not a curated record
CCGUUAGCGAAGGCAGUGGAGCAGACUCAUUUGAUCUCUCUCUCAAAGUGGCCACUAGAUGGGACAGAGCACCACACCCAGCAGGUGUGUGGGUUACAUCUACUCUACGUGGCCCAGGUUCGGGCAAUGGACCAGAUUUCAGGGAGACCAACGGCCUGGCCCGUGAGGAGCUUGGGUUGAGUCUUGAGGUCACAAAUUUCAAAGGCGCGUUUUCUCGAGUGUCCAAAAGCUGCCGUGGCGCCUUGAGAGCCGGUCGAAGGGUGGAGUUUGCGGCGGGGCCAGCAGAGGGGUCACAGCUGGUUCCCAUUGCGAAAUAUCAAGAGAUGUCUGAGAGAAGGGCCGGACCUGUCUCUGCCACACGGCAGCCGGUCAGAGCUUGUGAUGUUUCUGUGUCAUCCAGGAUGCAUUGGCCAGUCAGCCGCGAACCCUCCAAAUUCCCCAAUUGCUGCCAUGCAGAUGCCCCGAGAAAACCAGCGCGGCUCCCAGAAACAGAUCCCCGGCGCGGUGCCGAUCUGCUCUCCGAUGUCAGCUGCUCUACGGGGACAGUACGACUCAGCUCUGGCGCCCAGAGCUACGCUGGCAAACCGCAGCCCCCUGUAGACGCAGGCUGUGCUGAUGGAAGAUGAAAUCACCGCCCCACGUGGGGGUCGCUUAGUCAGUGGAUGCAGACAGUGGUCAACCUAGCCACAGCUACACUACGUCGUUCAGGGGGGCAGUGGAUUUUUUCAUACCUCUCACCCAUGUAGCUGUAUCCACCUACGUUUGAAGUGAAGACAAGGCCUCGGUCCAAAAAGCCUUCCACUUAACAUAUCCUUAAGUUAAUUGAAGGGUGAGUUCACGGCUAUCAAACUCAAUGAGGGCUGUGAUUCACCCGGUCAUUACGCCCUCUCAGUUCAACAGCACCCGGCAGCAGAUGGAAACUGGUUUUAGGGUGGAGAGGAGGCUGUCACUCAGGAACCCCUGGGUCCAAUGACCCCAGAUUUGGAUCCCCAAUACUGUCCUGCAUCCCCGUGAGCCGCACCAAAUUUAAAGCAAGCCAAGUAAGGAUUCGGCUUCUAGCGCGUGUGGAAACCCACUAGCUUGUUUCCGGCCUGGGCGCAGCCGCAGUGUUAAAGAACAAGGCGACGUUUUCUUUAAUACCGUUCUCGGUAUGGGUCCCCCGAAGAUUUUGUGGGUGCCACACACUCCGUUGGCUAAAACUCAACACACCAAGGUCACUCUGAUCCGCAGCACGUCAGUCAUUCGCUUUCUCUCGCUCUGAGCAAAAAACAACACGCAUAGAAACUUUUUGAAAAGCGGCUCUUUUGGGGCAGGCGCUAUCUCCGGCAUCCGAGGCUCAAAUGCUCCCAAAUCAGGGUCACUAGCCCUCCUCCACACCCUCCUGAGGGGCACCACAUUUCAAAGGGCGCCGCCGAAGCUGGUGGAUUUCAGAGGCCUUGGGAACAGGCGGCUUUAACCAGAAGUCCCUGACGCAACCUGAAUUACCAUGCGAGAGGCGGCGGCUGGGAACAGACACGCCUGGGCGGCUGCCCCUGGAUCCGUUCCCAGCUGGGUGUGCUGGGCGGGGGCCUGGGCUCCCUGCCCCAGAGCUGGGAUAAAACGGGGGCUGCUCCGACACCCAGCCAGACGCAGGCUCGGCCGCCAUGAAGCUCCUCGGGCUCCCGCUUCUCCUCGUCCUGCUGGCCGUGACGCCCCCCGGCUGCCAGGGCAUCAUCAUUCCCCGGUGCCAGCUGGUGCGGAUCCUCCGGCAGCACGGGCUGGAGGGCUUCGUCGGAGAACGGGUGGCUGAUUGGGUCUGCCUGGCAAAGCACGAGAGCAGUUACAACACCGGGGCCAUCAACCGCAACAAGGACGGCAGCUCGGACUACGGGAUCUUCCAGAUCAACAGCAAGUACUGGUGCUACAACGGGCGGACGCCGGGGGCCAGCCACGGCUGCCGCAUCCACUGCAGCAAGCUCCUGGAUAACAAUAUCACGGACGACAUCAAAUGCGCUAAGCUCAUCGCACAGCGGGCGCGUGGCCUCACGCCCUGGGUCGCGUGGAGGAACCACUGCAGGGGGAAGGAUUUGCGGCCGUACGUCAAGGGAUGCUAGAGCCCAGAGCCAGCCGCACCGACAGCUGGGGGUGGGGCAUGGGAUGG